Pomacea canaliculata is the source of this 2286-nucleotide messenger RNA. RefSeq names its product probable arginine--tRNA ligase, mitochondrial. The record is from RefSeq and is a predicted model, not a curated record. Gene Ontology annotation, molecular function: ATP binding; arginine-tRNA ligase activity. Gene Ontology annotation, biological process: arginyl-tRNA aminoacylation; mitochondrial translation. The transcript has 20 exons. Lineage: Eukaryota; Metazoa; Mollusca; Gastropoda; Architaenioglossa; Ampullariidae. Bases 1 to 1884 code for a protein of 627 amino acids. Gene Ontology annotation, cellular component: mitochondrion.
AUGAUAGUGAGAAGGCGUGGCUGGCUUUCGCCAACGCCUCCCCGCUUGCCAACUUUGCCGGAAGCGGAACACAACAUUUACAAUGGCAGCGUCCAUGAGAAACGUGUAUUUCGCUACUUCGCGUUUCGCUCUAAAAUUUUGCGGAUUUUGUCCAAAAAAGAAAAUCUUAGUUCUUUGGAUUUUGAGAAAGUAGAAGAUAAAGUUACCUCGCUGGUAUGGACACAAGAUGUCAGGAAAAAAACCAGGAUAGGAGAUCCACAAUACAGAGUUGACUAUAAAGCUCUUCUUGAUACUGUGGGUAUUGAGGAACAGGAAGACAUCAGGCAAUAUCUCACUAAGGAACAAGAUAUAGAAGUAGUUCUUUCAGAGAAAAAUGCAUUGCUCAUUGGAGUGAAUGUGGAUGCAUUCAACAAGCAAGUCCUGCAGACUGUACAAGAGGAAGGAAUACAUUAUGGAUACUCUCUACCAGUAAAUAACAAUGCUGACAAGGUCAAACAGACUGUAUUAGUGGAGUACAGUUCACCAAAUAUAGCAAAGCCAUUUCAUGCAGGACAUCUCCGUUCCACAAUCAUUGGCAACUUUGUGGCAAACCUCUAUGAGAGUACUGGAUAUAAUGUGCAGAGGAUAAACUGGCUCGGUGAUUGGGGCACACAAUUCGGACUACUUGCUCUUGGCUUCCAACGCUAUGGGAAUGAGGAGCUUUUGAAGCUCGAUCCUUUGUUACAAUUAUUCAAGGUUUAUGUACAAAUUAACAAAGAUGUUGAGGAUGAGAAAAACAGCCAAACAGCUUCAAAGAGCACUUACAAACAUGGUUUGGAGAUAUUCAGCAAACUUGAAGCAGGUGAUCAAGAACUGUUAAGGCUAUGGAAAAUCUUCCGAGACCUGAGUGUCAAGGAGUACAGCAAGAUGUAUCAGCGUUUAGGUGUAAGCUUUACGGACACCCAUUUUGAAUCUGACUACAGUGAAAAAGUAAAGGAUGUGUUGACCUUGCUUCGGGAGAAAGACCUUGUACAGUUUGACCAGGAUGGAGUUGGAUUUAUGUCUGUGGAUGAUCAAGGCCAGCACAUUAAGGCCACCCUGAUGAAAAGCGAUGGUUCAUCUCUGUACUUAUCCAGGGAUGUGGCUGCAGCACUGGACAGGCAAAAGAGGUUUAACCCUGACCAUGUCCACUAUGUUGUUGAAGCUGGCCAACAGUUGCAUUUCCGACAGCUUGUGGGCGUUCUGCGUGAGCUAGGUGUACAAUGGGCGACCCGACCUGUUGAGAAUAUACAUAUCAAAUUUGGGCGUAUUGAAGGGAUGAGUUCUCGGCGAGGCAGCGUGGUUUUUCUUCGUGAUAUCCUUGAUGAAGCAAGAGAUCGCAUUGCAGACUCUAUGCAUACAAGGAAAACUACAAAAAUUGUGAAUGAACUGGAAGUGGCUGACAGACUGGCAGUUAGUGCAGUGGUGGUACAGGACCUGAAAGGACAGCGGCUUAGUAAUUAUAAUUUUUCUUGGGAUCGUAUGCUGAACUUUUCAGCUGAUUCUGGCAUAUUCAUUCAGUAUGCUCAUGCUCGACUCUGUAGUAUGUUGAGGUCAUGCGGCAUUCAGAAGACAGCAGAUGUUGAUGUUACUUGUCUUCACGACGAUGUGGCUUUCCAACUGAUGCUUAUUAUAGCUAGGUAUCCUGAAGUUGUGCAGGGUUCUCUGACAACUCUAGAGCCAUGCAACAUUGUACAGUAUUUGUUGAGAUUAUGUCAUCUCAUUAAUGCAGCAUAUGCAACGCUUCCUGUAAAGGGGGAAGACACAGGUGUGGCUCAGGCCCGUCUGUUGAUGUUUGACUGUGCAAAACAAGUACUGAGCAAUGGACUGCAGUUGAUUGGUCUGAAACCAGUCACAGAAAUGUAACAAAUGAGUGUUUCUUUUUCUCAAAGAUGAGUAAUCAUGUCAUCAUUAAUUGAUAAUUUUUUUCUGAGACCUUGUAUACCAAAAAUUUAUGGAAAUCUCAGUUUUUAUUCACCUAAAUAAAGCAGGUGCCAAUGUGUUACUUUGCCUGUCCCACUUUCACAUAAUUUCUAGUCCAAAUCACUGAAAUAUAAUGUAUAUUUCUUAGACAAAAACAUGUAGUGUGACCACCAUCUUGUAAGAUUAUGGUAAUGAUGCUAGAAAUCAGGUAUAUAUGUGAUAUGAAUGCUUAUGGCACUAAACUGGUGAUGACCAGAAGUGAACGUUUAACAGAAAUGUGUACUUCGUCAUCUUAUUAUCUUUUUUAGUCAUUGGCUGAGGGUAAAUAAAAUCAGAACCAGUGAA